AUGGGAAGCAUUGAUCACAUGCACAAACUGACAGUCUUAUCUGAUGAGGAUUGCUGGUUAUUGUUCAGAAGUAAAGUGCUGGAGCAUCGGAGUGAAGAAGAGUGUUCUGAGCUGGAAGAGAUUGGAAGGCAAAUCGUAAAGAAAUGUGGUGGGGUGCCUCUCGCAGCAAAGACAAUAGGGAGUGUCAUGCAGUCGAGAAGGACUAGAAGCCAGUGGGAGCUUGUCUUGCGAAGCAAGAUGUGGAACUCAGGCGAUGUCUUUGAAGGGAAGGAUGUGAUAGUCAAGUUAUGGGUGGCACAAGGUUUCAUCUGCUCCAUUAAUGGAAGUGGAGACGUGGAGGAAAUUGGCGAACUGUAUUUUGAUGAUUUGCUAAGGCGCUCAUUGCUCCAAGAUGCAAAAAUCAAUAGUGAUGGCAGCAUAGAAUAUUGCAAGAUGCAUGAUUUAGUUCAUGAUCUUGCGCAAUAUGUUGCAGGAAGUGACUGUUCUAUGGUGGAGAUUAGAAAGAAAGCCUCGUUAAACAUAAAUAAUGACCGGCAUUCUUUUUUAGUUGGCCAUAAUGAAGCUGAUAAAUUGGCUUCCAUUUUGGUGACCCUGCAUAAGGCCCACAAGUUGCGGACGUUGCUACUACAAGACUCAAGAAUCUCCGAGGUGCCAGACAAGUUAUUUCAUCAUUUGAGACGCCUAAGAGCAUUGGACUUCAGUAGGACUGACAUCAAGAAAUUGCCUAAGACAGUAGGACAGUUGAAACACUUGAGAUAUCUUGAUUUAUCUCACACAGACAUAGAGGAAUUGCCAGAGGAAUUAAGUAAUUGCAGAAAUUUACAGACCUUGAGACUCAAUGGCUGUCAGAAGCUAAGAAAACUGCCUAGUGGGAUGAGGAAAAUGAUUAGCCUGAGGCAUCUAGAAUUUGAAGACUCUAAUGGUUUUAGCUACUUACCAGAGGGUAUAGGGAGACUAACAGAGCUUCGGACGCUAACAAAGUUCAUUGUGGGGGGUGACAACCAAGGAUGUAAAUGUGGUGAACUAAAACACCUCAAUCAUCUUCAAGGAAGUCUUCGAAUUACCGGCUUGCAAAAUGUCAGGAGCAGGGACGAAGCUAGUGAGGCAGAACUGCAUGAGAAGCAGCACCUUCAUGCUCUAUCCUUGGAGUACAAUGACGAAGAUGGUGAACCAUUGGAUGAUGAGGUGAAGAGGAUGGACAACGUGCUCAAAAGCCUUCAGCCUCACACAAACUUGAAAGAGUUGGAAAUAUGGUAUUACAAAGGUUCCAUGCUUCCUAAGUGGAUAGGGAAUCCAAUGUUAGUUAAGGUGAAACUCUGGCAUUGUACACAUUUGAAGUCUCUGCCAGAGUUGGGACAACUCAAAGCUCUCCAAACUCUGAAUAUUGAGAAAUGUCCACAGUUGAAGUCUCUACCAAAGGAGUUGGGACAACUCAAAGCUCUUCAAACUCUGAAGAUAGGGAGCUGUCCACAGUUGAUGUCUCUACCAAAGGAGUUGGGACAACUGAAAGCCCUCCAAACUCUGCAAAUCUCCCAUUGUUCACAGUUGGAGUCUCUACCAGAGGAGUUGGGACAACUCAAAGCCCUCCAAACACUGUCAAUCUAUGAUUGUCCACAGUUGAAGUCUCUGCCAGAGGAGUUGGGACAACUCAAAGCCCUCCAAUCUCUGUCAAUCUAUGAUUGUCGACUUCCGUCUCUGCCAGAGGAGUUGGGACAACUCAAAGCCCUCCAAACUCUGUGGAUCUCCAAUUGUCUACAGUUGAAGUCUCUACCAGAGGAGUUGGGACAACUCAAUGCCCUCCAAACUCUGCAGAUCUCCAAUUGUCCACAGUUGAAGUCUCUACCAGAGGAGUUGGGACAACUCAAAGCCCUCCAAACUCUGUUUAUCCAUAAUUGUCCAGAGUUGAGGUCUCUACCGGAUCAGUUGCAACUCCUCACAAUGCCUUAUCUGUCCACUCUUAACAGAGCGUCGGCGAGAUGGAGGAGAAGAUCGUCACAAGAUUGCCCACAUCCCAAAUAUCUUCAUUUAUCCAUCUGA
Magnolia sinica is the source of this 2037-nucleotide messenger RNA. Its product is annotated as putative disease resistance protein RGA3. The coding region runs from base 1 to 2037 and encodes 678 amino acids. The transcript is spliced from 2 exons. Gene Ontology annotation, molecular function: protein binding; ADP binding. The record is from RefSeq and is a predicted model, not a curated record. NCBI's taxonomy places the organism in Eukaryota, Viridiplantae, Streptophyta, Magnoliopsida, Magnoliales, Magnoliaceae.